GACGCGCUGCGCCGGAAUCGGACCCCGCACACACCCUCCCCUUCACUCCCUCUCUCCGCUCCUCCACUUCACCGAGGGCGGUCGGAGUGGCAGCAUCCUCCUCCACGCCGCUGGAUCCCGUCCGGUCCGUCCGCUCUGUGGCAGCACGGGAACUGCAGGCGCACCGGAGCCGGAGCCGGAGCCGGAGGAGAGCCGCGGAGCGAAGGAGGGGGAGGACGGACGCGCCAGCCGCUGCCUCACAGGCGGGAUCGCUCUCUGCGGCAUCCCGUCGCCUCAACAUGCCUCUGGGGAGCCACGGACUCGCGGGGAUUACUGCGCUGCUCGGCUCGCUGCUCCUCGGCUGCCGUGGGACAGGUGGAGAAGAGGCGUGCGACAGCCCACUGGUGUCCAGUUUGCCGCCAUCAUCCUUCCGGAGUUCCUCCCAGCUCUCCAGCAGCCAUGGGCCGGUCUUUGCCAAGGUCAACAGGAGAGAAGGAGCCGGAGGCUGGUCUCCCCUCGUCUCAGACAGAGACCAGUGGUUGGAGGUGGACCUGGGGAGACGGACCCAGAUCACGGCCGUGGCCACGCAGGGCCGGUACGGGAGCUCUGAUUGGCUGACGGCCUACCUGCUGAUGUUCAGCGACACGGGACACAACUGGAGACAGCACCGGCAGGAGGACAGCCUGGGGGCGUUCCCGGGCAACAGCAACGCAGACAGCGUGGUGCAGUACAAGCUGGAGCAGCCGGUGGUGGCGCGCUACCUGUGCCUGACUCCUCUGCGCUGGAACCCCGCGGGCAGGAUCGGACUCCGGCUGGAGAUCUACGGCUGCAGAUACACCUCGGACGUGGCCAACUUCGACGGCGGCAGCAGCCUGAUCUACAGACCGAGCGCGAGGCCGCUCCCGCCGCACACGGAGGUCAUCGCGCUGCAGUUCAAAACCCUGAGGAACUCUGGGACGCUGCUGCAUGCUGAGCGACAGAGGGACCACAGCCUCACCCUGGUGCUGGAGAAGGGGCAGCUGCUGCUCUACCACCAGCAAGGCGUGAGCUCGUCCUCUGACGGACAGCUGCUCCUGUCCCUCGGCAGCCUGCUCGAUGACCAGCACUGGCACCGCGUCAGGCUGGAGCGCCUCAACGAGCACCUCAACCUCACCGUGGACAGGGACACCCGGCAGGUUCACGUUCCGGCGGAGCUCAGCCGCUCAGACAUUCACCAGCUGAGCCUGGGGGCCGUGCAGGGUCACGGGCUGCAGAAACCCGUCCUGUCCAACCGGAACUUCCACGGCUGCCUGGAGAACCUGCUUUUUAACGGCGUCAACGUGAUCGACCUGGCCAAACAGAACAACCCGCAGGUCACUGUGAUGGGCAACGUGACCUUUUCGUGCGCCGAGCCCGUGUCGGUGGCCGUGACGUUCACUGACUCCCAGAGCUUCCUGCAGCUGCCGGGCCUGACGUCGUGGUCAUCCGGGGUCGUUGCCGUGGCGCUGCAGUUCAGGACGUGGAACAAGGCGGGGCUGCUCCUGACCUUUGACCUCUCUCCGCAGGGUGGCACAGUCUGGUUAUACCUGAGCGAGGCCAGGCUGCGCCUACAGAUCAGUAAAGUGGGCAGGACGACGCUGGAGCUCACUGCAGGCUCCGGCCUGAACGACGGCCAGUGGCAUUCUGUGGAGCUCGACUCCCGACCAGAUCACCUGAGCAUCACAGUGGACAAAGAUGAAGGAGCCACGGCUCACGCCAGCAUCCCGCUGCCUCUGACGGCCGACAGCCAGCUCUUCUUCGGUGGUUGUCCUGCUCGUGGCUGCAGAAACCCCUUCAAGGCGUUUCAAGGCUGUAUGCGCCUGGUGAGUCUGGACCACCAGCCUGUUGACCUGAUCAGGGUGCAGCAGAGAUCGCUGGGAAACUACAGCCACUUGCAGAUUGACAUGUGCGGCAUCAUUGACAGGUGCUCCCCCAGUCACUGUGAACACGGAGGUCGAUGCAGCCAGUCGUGGAGCACCUUCCACUGUAACUGCUCCAGCAGCGGCUACAGAGGCGCCACCUGCCACAGCUCAAAAUAUGAGCAGUCAUGUGAGGCGUACAAACACAAAGGCAACACCUCAGGACAUUAUUACAUCGACGUGGACGGCAGCGGACCCAUCAGACCCCAGCUCGUCUACUGCAACAUGACAGACGACCGGGCCUGGAUGGUGAUCCAGCACAACAACACAGAGCUGACCAGGGUGCGUCCAGCUCCUGAGAGGAACCAGCACGUGGCCCACUUCGACUAUGCUUCUGAGGAGGAGCAGCUGAACGCCGUCAUCAGCCAGUCCGAGCACUGUGAGCAGGAGCUGGCCUACCGCUGCAGGAAGUCCCGCCUCCUCAACACGCCAGAGGGAGCUCCAUUCAGCUGGUGGCUCGGCGGUCCCGGCCCGGGUCGGGUCCAGACCUACUGGGGUGGAGCUCUGCCCGGCAGCCGCCAGUGUGCCUGCGGUGUCCAGGACAACUGCCUGGACUCCAACCACUACUGCAACUGUGACUCAGACGCCGAGCAGUGGACUAAUGACUCCGGCCUCCUCACCCAUAAGGAGACGCUUCCGGUCCGGUCUGUGGUUCUGGGUGACGUCCAUCGGCCUGGGUCCGAGGCGGCCUACAGAGUGGGGCCUCUCCACUGUCACGGAGACAAGAACUUUUGGAACGCUGCGUUUUUUGACAAGGAGACGUCCUACCUCCACUUCCCCACCUUCCAAGGAGAACUGAGCGCCGACAUCUCCUUCCUGUUUAAAACCACGUCCUCCUCUGGGGUCUUCCUGGAAAACCUGGGAAUCAAGGACUUCAUCCGGAUAGAGCUCAGGACCUCCUCCGAGGUCGUCUUCUCCCUGGAUGUGGGGAACGGCCCCCUGGAGGUGCGGGUGGAGGCGAGCGUCCCGCUGAACGACGACCGCUGGCACGCGGUGCACGCAGAGAGGAACGUGAAGGAGGCGACGCUUCGCGUGGACGACUUCCCAGCCGCGACGCAGGAGGCUCCUGCUGAUGGACACAUUCACCUGCAGCUCAACAGCCAGCUGUUCAUAGGAGGCACCGCAUCCCGGCAGAAAGGCUUCCUCGGCUGCCUCCGCUCGCUGCAGCUCAACGGCGCCACUCUGGACCUGGAGGAGAGGGCGAAGAUCACCCCGGGGGUCCGACCCGGCUGCCCGGGCCACUGCAGCAGCUACGGCCGGCUGUGCCAGAACCAGGGGCGCUGCGUGGAACAGGCCGAGGGCUUCACCUGCGACUGCGGCCUGUCGGCUUAUUCUGGAGCCUUCUGUCACCAAGAGGUUUCAGCCAGCUUCAAGUCUACGACGUCUGUCGCCUACGCGCUCAGCGAGCCGUACGAAGCGAGCAGGAACAGCAGCGCCGGGCCGUCCUCCAUCCACGCUGACGUGGCAGUGAGGGGGGAACACGUUUCCCUGGGCUUCAGAACCAGCCAGAGCCCGGCUCUGCUGCUCUACGUCCACUCGCUGCACAGGGAAUACCUGGCUCUGCUCAUCAACAGCCACGAUGAGCUGGAGCUGAGGUACAAGUUGCACAGUGGAGACGUUGAGGUUGUGGGCAGCAGAGUGGAGAACCUGGCCGACGGGAACCUGCACACGGUCACCAUCAGACGCCUGGCGGACGCCGUCUCCAUGCGGAUUGACCAGAAUGAAAAGGAGGACUUCAACUUAACAAGCGAUGUGGGACUGAACAGCAUGAAAUGGCUGAUUCUGGGCCGGGUGCAGGACUCUGACGCCUUGGAUGCAGACAUGGCUGCGCUGGCGUCCCUCGGGUUCACCGGGUGCCUGUCAGCUGUUCAAUUCAACUCCAUCAGUCCGCUGAAAGCAGCGCUGCUGCGUCCCGACGGCCCCGUCACCGUCAGCGGCCCGCUGGUUCAGUCGAGCUGCGGUUCCUCCGCUCCGGCCGAUCCCUUCGCCGCAGAAACCACGCACUCCAUAUCAGAACAACCCAGUCCAGUGGACCCAGGUCAGCCGUUAGUCAACGCCAUCAGGAGUGACUCAGCUCUGAUCGGAGGGGUGAUCGCCAUCGUGAUCUUCGUCACCGUGUCUGCUUUGGCAGUAAUGGCCCGAUUCAUCUGCAGUAGAAAAGAGACCUAUCGAAACCAGGAGGUCAAAGCGGUGCAGCCAGAAGAAGGCCACGAGUUCCCCUUCGGCAGCGAGGCCGACUCCCAGAGCGCUGCCAGAGGAAACCAGAAGGAGUUUUUCAUUUAGCGGCUGCCCUGACCUCUCGCCGACCCCACAGGAGGGAGGAGCGUGACUGACAUGGAACACAGAGCCCCUCAGCAGCGAAGAGAGGACUCGAACUGCUCCUGUAAAUACUGUACACUUUGCUAAAAACUGUCAGAUGUGUUGGACUUCAUCACUUUAUAAAAGGUUCCUUUUCCCUAGAGGGUGUAAAUCUCUGAAAUGUGCAGUGGAUGGUGAUUUGUGUGCUGAUGAGAUGCUCUCGGACGGGGAGGGGCUAGAAGCUAGAAGCCCCUCCCACAGUGGACUCAAACCCGAGGAGAUGAUCAACGUGAGGAAAGGCUGUGGUUUUGCUAGAAGUGUAACAGCGUUUCUCAUCAUUCAAAGGAAACAGGUGAAUUUAAAUUUAAAUGAAGCCCGUCUUUGUUGCAGUUAACAUUUACUUUUGGAGCGGCUUCAUGAGAUGCACUUUUUCUACGAGGAUGAUGUAGUUGUGUCAAAUCUGAGCCGGAUGUGUCAUAAAUUCACGUGUGCGUUUCACACCUAAAAACUGAGCCAAAAAAUUCUACACCUGCUGUGUAUGUGAAUACGGAUUCAGAAGCAGAAGCCCUUUGUCUCGUUUUGUUAUUCACUGUGUGUUUUCUUUAUAACAUUGCAGAAAUAAAGAACUUUACAAUGAGACAAA
Betta splendens (Siamese fighting fish) is the source of this 4857-nucleotide messenger RNA. RefSeq names its product contactin-associated protein-like 4. The transcript has 24 exons. The record is from RefSeq and is a predicted model, not a curated record. NCBI's taxonomy places the organism in Eukaryota, Metazoa, Chordata, Actinopteri, Anabantiformes, Osphronemidae. The coding region runs from base 279 to 4199 and encodes 1306 amino acids.